This is a messenger RNA of Metarhizium album ARSEF 1941, 1515 nucleotides long. Its product is annotated as homoserine O-acetyltransferase. Gene Ontology annotation, biological process: L-homoserine metabolic process. The record is from RefSeq and is a predicted model, not a curated record. NCBI's taxonomy places the organism in Eukaryota, Fungi, Ascomycota, Sordariomycetes, Hypocreales, Clavicipitaceae. Gene Ontology annotation, molecular function: homoserine O-acetyltransferase activity; L-serine O-acetyltransferase activity. The coding region runs from base 1 to 1515 and encodes 504 amino acids. The transcript has a single exon.
AUGGCGCCCCGGUCCGUGGUCAACACCACCCGGCACAUCUACAGGACCCUCGCACGGCCGGGACCCUCGAGGCUCGGGGGCAUCGCUAGGAUUCAAAAUGCCCCGUUUUCCUCGUGCCUGCGAGCACGGGCCGGUACGGCCUCGAACCCGGCAAUGGCAUUUCCCUGCCUGGACGCGCUAGAAACCAGGUCCGCCAGCCUGCAAGCGAGUCGGUCCUCGUCGGGCCCAGAGCCCAGCUACACAUCUGGGCCGACUGAGACGUUCCACUGCAAAGACGGCUUGCUCCUCGACUGGGGCGGCAUCCUGCCCGAGUUCACCAUCGCCUACGAGUCGUGGGGGGCCAUCAACGCAGACAAGUCCAACGUCAUUCUGCUUCACACGGGGCUGUCGGCAUCGUCACACGCGCAUUCCACCCCGGCAAACCCCCAGCCCGGCUGGUGGGAGAAGUUCAUCGGGCCCGGCGCGCCGCUCGACACUGACAAGUACCAUGUCGUCUGCACAAAUGUCAUCGGCGGGUGCCACGGGUCCACGGGGCCCAGCAGCAUCGACCCGGGCAACGGCGAGCGGUACGCGACGAGGUUCCCGAUCCUGACCAUGCAGGACAUGGUGCGCGCGCAGUUCCGCCUCCUCGACCACCUGGGCGUCGACAGGCUCUACGCGAGCGUGGGCUCGUCCAUGGGCGGCAUGCAGUCGCUGGCGGCGGGCGUGCUCUUCCCCUCGCGCGUCGGCCGCAUCGUCAGCAUCUCGGGCUGCGCGCGCUGCCACCCCUACGGCAUCGCCAUGCGCCACACCCAGCGCCAGGUCCUCAUGAUGGAUCCCAGCUGGAACCGCGGCUUCUACUACGACGGCGUGCCCCCGCACGCGGGCAUGAAGCUGGCCCGCGAGAUCGCCACCGUCACGUACCGCUCCGGCCCGGAGUGGGAGCAGCGCUUCGGCCGCCGCCGAGCCGACAGCUCCAAGCCCCCCGCCCUGUGCCCCGACUUCCUCAUCGAGACGUAUCUCGACCACGCCGGCGAGAAGUGGUGCCUCGACUACGACCCCAACUCGCUGCUCUACGUCAGCAAGGCCACGGACCUGUUCGACCUCGGCCGCGAAAGCCAGCUGGCCACCAGGUCCCGGCGCCGGAUCCACCGGGACGGCAUCCGCGCCGGCACCCACGCCACCGGCGACGCCUCGUGCUCCCUCACGCUCCCCCCGCGGCCCUACGAGGAGCAGCCCCCCGGCGAGGUGGACACGUCGGAGCCCCUCGAGGCCGCCGGCUCGUCGAGACCACCCGAGGACCUGAUCCUGGGUCUGGCCGCGCUGCGAGACACGCCGACGCUCGUGCUCGGCGUGGCGAGCGACAUCUUAUUCCCGGCGUGGCAGCAGCGCGAGAUUGCGCAGAGCCUCCGCCUCGCCGGGAACAGGGGCGUCACGCACGUCGAGCUGAGCGAGGCGACGAGUCUCUUCGGACACGACACCUUUCUGUUGGAUUUGAAGCACGUUGGCGGCAAUGUCAGCAUGUUCCUGGACUAG